Molecule: messenger RNA, 633 nt
Organism: Colletotrichum destructivum
Lineage: Eukaryota; Fungi; Ascomycota; Sordariomycetes; Glomerellales; Glomerellaceae
Exons: 2
Coding region: 1-633 (210 amino acids)
Source: RefSeq, a predicted model, not a curated record
AUGGCUUCUUGGGACGACCGCACCGUUACCAACGAGCAUCUGCUCCCUUACGUCGACUCGAGCACGGCCUCCCCCGACGUCAAGGCCGCGCUCCAGACCCUGCCCUUUGAGAGGAACAUCUUCAAGCUCCUCGCCAACAGCAACGUCUUCUUCAAGCCCUUCAUGACGCUCCUGUCGUCCGCGUGGAGCGAGGAACGCAAGAUCCGCUCCACCGACUGGCAGCUCAUCGUCCUCCGCACGGCGGCCACCCUCGACGCGCCCUACGAGUGGGACGUCAACGAGCCCGUCGCGCGCAUCUUCGGUUUCACCGACGAGCAGUUCGCCGCCCUCCGCAGGGCCGACGAGCCGCUGCCCGAGGGCCUCUUCACCGCGCGCCAGCGCCUCCUCGGCCGCAUCGUCACGACGCUGGGCCGCGAGAGCAGGGUGGGCGGAGACACCGUCGCCGAGGCCAAGGCCGUCUUCAGCGACGAGGAGAUCGCCGAGAUCCUGUACGUGCAGGGCAUCUACAGCUUCCUGGCGAGGUUCAUGAACAGCGCCCGCAUCGACUUUGACGCGCCCAUCCCGGGUUUGGAGGAGCAGCUGCGCAAGUACAACGCCAAGACGAUUGAGAAGGAGAAGCAGUAUGUGGAUUAG